Messenger RNA from Pogonomyrmex barbatus (red harvester ant), 2373 nucleotides. RefSeq names its product maternal protein exuperantia (gene exu). Gene Ontology annotation, biological process: bicoid mRNA localization. Lineage: Eukaryota; Metazoa; Arthropoda; Insecta; Hymenoptera; Formicidae. The record is from RefSeq and is a predicted model, not a curated record. Gene Ontology annotation, molecular function: RNA binding; protein homodimerization activity.
CCUCCUCGCCGCUCUCGCUUUUGUCUUUACGUACGUUGCACAUUUUACGUCCGUCACAUUGCGAAUCAGCAUUCGUGGUGUUUAAUCGUAUGCCUUUCGCGUAUCGUGUUCCGUAUCGUCGGUGUAUUCAUAUAGCAGUGCCGGGAUUAUUUGAAUGUGGGAGAAGAGCGGCGGACGUUACGCAAAUCUAGGAAAGUGACUCCGUGAACGAUGGUAUCCUCGACAGUGACGGAAGCCAGCCCGGUGAAAAAAUCAUGCGGCGCGAUGGGCAUUGCGCCGGGCGAUUAUCGCCUGGUCGGCUGGGACAUGGACACCACCGGCAAGAAGGUCAUCGACGAGAUCUGCCAAAUAGCCGCGUACACUCCCAGCGCCACUUAUUCCCAGUACGUGAUGCCAUACAAAGAUCUCAAUCCGACCGCCAUAAAACGUCAUAGCAUGAAGGUUGUGACCAAUGGCAAAUUCCGCGUGCUCAGGAACAGCAAGACCAACGAGGUAAUCAAAUCCAAAAGCGAAGUGUCAGCACUUACAGACUUUCUGAGCUGGUUAGAAACUAUGAAGGAAAACGCCACGGACGGUGUAAUUCUGGUUUACCAUGAGCCACGCAAGGUUAUUCCCGCGAUGCUGCUUGAAUCGCUGAAGAAGUACGAUUUAGUCGAUCGAUUCAAACAGACAGUCAAAGGAUUCGCGAACGGAUUCAACAUAGCCGAAGAAAAAUGCGCGAACUCGGCGCACAUUUAUUCUCUUCGCACUUUAUCGCGCACGUUGCUGAAGAAGGAAGCGAAUCUGGGCAAUGCGCAACAUCGAGCGUCGUUGGCGUUACAAAUAGCACAAUACUUGUGCUCGAUCGACAGCGAGAAGACCGAAGAUGCGAGCGAGAGCGAAAAUGACAAUGAAAAAGCUAUGAAAAGAGCAGUCGAGUGUAUUCGAGAAUUCGCACAGCCUGUUGACAUCGAAGAAAAAGAACACAAUGAGCUAAAGAUGAUAUUCGAGCGGCAGAACAAUUUACGGCCCAUAUUCAGCGCACUGUUCCGUAUGAAUCGCCGCGAACGUCAACACGCUAGUCCCCUGCGGCGACUGUUAGCUGAGGCCGGAAUCGUGUACUCGGAGCUACAGGAUGCGUGGACCAACGCAAAGAAGGAUGGACUGGAGCACCUUAUGAAGGAGAAACUCCCGACAGUUGACGAGAAAAGGAUGGAGGAUCUGAUGAUUAUCCUCGAGCGCCAUUUCGAUCCGGAGAAGAAGCCGAAAGGUAGAACGCCGGAGAAGAAAGGUAUCAAGUCAAGAAACGAGAAAAAGAUAAGCGAUGACAAGGAGAAUAAUAACAAAAGUGACUCGGGCCACGACAGUCCUGAUACCACAACGUCCGGUUCGCCCGUGAAAAUGAACGGCGACAACGUCGAGAUUAAACCAGAGUCAUGCUCUUUGACGCAAGAGUGUGCCGAACACGUUUAAUGCUACUAAUACUACUCGAUUUCUCUUUUACGCACCGCAAAGCGGGAGCACCUCGCGGCAUCAUUUGUAUCUCUGUCGUUCGUUACGACCAUCGGCCGUACGAACGAACGUGGAUUCUUUUUUUGUUGCCAUAACGGUCGCGGAUGACGAAAAAUUGGUAAGUAAUGCGAGAAUAGAUUUAGCGCAUCAAAUACAGCUUGUAUUUAGCUGGACUCACUAUAAUAUAAAGCAUGCUGUAAGAAUAUCGCUAAAUCUAUGCUCGAUCGAAAUGAGCCACGAUGGGAUCUCCGCUUUAUUCUUGCGGUAAUUCUAGGGUAAAUUUAUUAGAAUAAGUUUACGAUCGUCCGAUGGACGAAGUUGUUGUGCGUGAUCAGAAAUGUGUUAUUUGUUUUGUAUUUUUUCAUUUUUUUCUUUUUUUUUUUUUUAAUUUUUGUUCGCAUUCGUCGGCAUGAUUUAAAAAAGGACAGAUUUCCUACGAGACACGCCGUCGAAUUUAGCUCAAUGUACAAAUAACACGUUAAGCGACGUUUAAUUUGUUACGCGCAAAGAUAUUUAAUAUCGUUUAGGUUUCAUAAUUUUAUACUCGUUUGUUUUCUCUCCUUCUCUUUAUUGUUUCUUUCUCUUUUAUUUAUCCCGAGGAUUUGUACGCUCGCUAUGUGGCGAGAGCGUCCGUUUAAUAGACUGCUCUAAGUGUGAAAGGCAUAGGAAAUAUCACAGGUCCGUGUUACCGUAUAGUUUACGAUGUGUACAGUAGUGUGCACGAUAUUUUCUACUUUUUAUUGUUUAAGUCGCGCGUGAGGCGCGUGUAGUAGUAUUAGAGAGAUAUAUUUUUGUAUCGCCAUGCAAUAUAUAAUUUCAUUUUUGCUGUGAGAUCUCAUUGUAUGAACAUUGAAUAAUAAAAAUUGGAGUUUAAAAUUGUAA